Sphaerulina musiva SO2202 is the source of this 591-nucleotide messenger RNA. RefSeq lists its product as uncharacterized. NCBI's taxonomy places the organism in Eukaryota, Fungi, Ascomycota, Dothideomycetes, Mycosphaerellales, Mycosphaerellaceae. The record is from RefSeq and is a predicted model, not a curated record. Bases 1 to 591 code for a protein of 196 amino acids. The transcript has a single exon.
AUGGGAUGCCUUUCAUCGGCUCGUGCUCUGCAACGUGCUGUGGCGACCGCAAAGGCGGCAACCGAGAAGCGCAUGCCCUCGGAAGCGGUCUUCGGAAAAGCCAAGCAACGCAGAGGUGAAACGUCCCAGUUCAGGAUCCAGCUUCUCCUUCAAACCUCAGCUUAUAGCGGUGAGGCGGCGAGUUGGACGGCGCCAGCAGAGGAGUGCGACAUCGCGUACAGGAGGCAACGGCUAUCGCGAAGACGUUGCCAUCUGUACUGCGAGACUCCGGAAGUGUGUACCCCUUCGCAACUGUCUUGUGAAGACCAUUCGCAGAUGAUCGUCGGCUUAACGGCCUGUUGCAUGGAGGAUGCAGCUAGGGCUAGCGUGCGCGACGAGCAAUCGCAUGCAAGGGCAAGUACCAACGUACUGUCCAGGCCAGGUACAGUCGUACCCAGAAGCCCUUUUCGAGGGGCGGACAUGGCGAAGGGGAGGUCGAAUGAUAUUGGCAGGCAUGAGGGCGGUGAGCGUACUGUGGGUGUGAAUGAAUCGAACGAAAAACCAUUUACGCGCAACAGUCGCGCACACCAUGAUGGUCGACCCGAGGCCUGA